Medicago truncatula (barrel medic) is the source of this 1048-nucleotide messenger RNA. RefSeq names its product protein AE7. NCBI's taxonomy places the organism in Eukaryota, Viridiplantae, Streptophyta, Magnoliopsida, Fabales, Fabaceae. The transcript is spliced from 5 exons. The record is from RefSeq and is a predicted model, not a curated record. Bases 233 to 712 code for a protein of 159 amino acids.
GAAACAAAAAUAUCUUUGAAACACGCAACCUACGUUUAAGAAUAUCCCGCUUCUCCUUCCACCGCCACUAUAUUCGUCCCCUCCGUCGCCACGUCCGCCUCCCUCUAUCUCACCACCGUAACCAUCUCUCUCUUCAUUCUCUCUCAAUCCCUUCAAUCUUGCAUUACAUUUCUCAAUCCCCAUUCAUACAACUAAAUUUCAAUUCUUUUGACCUAAUUUCAGCGUUCCGAAAAUGGUUUCUGGAUUAAUCAACGAAAACCCUGUCAUAUACGAAAGGAAGCAACGUCAACAGCGUUCUACUCAAUCUCUUCCUGCUGAUGAAUACACAGUUGAACCAAUCGAUCAACAAGAGAUUUUUGAUCAUAUAAGAGAUAUCAAGGAUCCUGAGCAUCCUUACUCUUUGGAAGAACUCAAGGUGAUAACUGAGGAAGCAGUUGAAGUUGAUGAUCAGAAGAGUUAUGUCAGGGUUACGUUUACUCCGACGGUGGAACAUUGCAGUAUGGCAACAAUUAUAGGUCUUUGUUUAAGGGUCAAGCUCUUGAGAAGUUUGCCUCCGCGGUACAAGGUGGACAUCAGAGUGGCACCUGGAUCUCAUGCAACUGAAGCUGCAGUUAACAAACAACUAAAUGAUAAAGAGCGUGUAGCUGCUGCACUUGAAAAUCCAAACCUUGUGGAUAUGGUUGAUGAAUGCCUUGCGCCAUCUUUUGAUUGAAGGAACUUCUUUCCUCCCAAUUCUACGAGUUUGCGGGUGCUUUUGUACCUUAUGCCAGUAGUCGUUCAACUUUAUUUGUAUGAUAUUUUUGUUUUAGAUUGCUGAGGACAUAUUUGUCAUGCAAUUUGUGCCUACUACAUGUAAUUGUAGUUCAAUAUGAUUAUAGGAAUACGCAGUUGAAAAACGUGAUAGCUGAGUAGUAUCAAGGUUAUUUGAUUAUUAGCUCUAGUGAAGAAAAGGGAAAUUCCUUUUAUAAGUUGUCAACUUAUGUUUCAUAGUUAUGGUAUAGAGUAUCUGUUGAAUUUAUCUCAGUUUAUGUCCACAUUCCUAUGAUUA